Ornithorhynchus anatinus (platypus) is the source of this 3241-nucleotide messenger RNA. RefSeq names its product elongation factor Tu GTP binding domain containing 2 (gene EFTUD2). The coding region runs from base 1 to 2922 and encodes 973 amino acids. Gene Ontology annotation, molecular function: GTP binding; U5 snRNA binding; translation elongation factor activity. Gene Ontology annotation, biological process: mRNA splicing, via spliceosome. Gene Ontology annotation, cellular component: U4/U6 x U5 tri-snRNP complex; U2-type catalytic step 2 spliceosome; cytosol. NCBI's taxonomy places the organism in Eukaryota, Metazoa, Chordata, Mammalia, Monotremata, Ornithorhynchidae. The transcript is spliced from 27 exons. The record is from RefSeq and is a predicted model, not a curated record.
AUGGACACCGACCUGUACGACGAGUUCGGGAAUUACAUCGGACCCGAGCUGGACUCCGAUGACGACGACGACGAGUUGGGCCGAGAAGCCAAAGACCUCGACGAGAUGGACGACGAGGACGACGAGGACGACGGGGGGGAGCACGACGAGGAGCACCCCGGCGGGAUGGAGGUGGUGCUGCACGAGGACAAGAAGUACUACCCCACGGCCGAGGAGGUCUACGGGCCCGAGGUGGAGACCAUCGUGCAGGAAGAAGACACGCAGCCCCUCACAGAGCCCAUCAUCAAGCCGGUGAAGACCAAGAAAUUCUCCCUGAUGGAGCAGACCCUGCCAGCCACGGUGUAUGAGAUGGACUUCCUGGCCGAUCUGAUGGACAACUCGGAGCUGAUCAGGAACGUGACGCUCUGCGGACACCUCCACCACGGCAAGACUUGUUUCGUGGACUGCCUGAUCGAGCAGACCCACCCGGAAAUCAGGAAACGCUACGACCAAGAUCUCUGCUACACCGACAUCCUGUUCACCGAACAAGAGAGGGGGGUCGGCAUCAAAAGCACCCCCGUGACCGUCGUCCUGCCGGACACCAAGGGCAAGUCUUACCUCUUCAACAUCAUGGACACUCCAGGGCACGUGAACUUUUCCGACGAGGUGACGGCCGGCCUGCGCAUCUCGGACGGGGUGGUGCUCUUCAUCGACGCGGCCGAGGGGGUGAUGCUGAACACGGAGCGGCUGAUCAAGCACGCGGUGCAGGAGAGGCUGGCCGUCACCGUGUGCAUCAACAAGAUCGACCGGCUGAUCCUCGAGCUGAAGCUUCCGCCCACCGACGCCUAUUACAAGCUGCGUCACAUUGUCGACGAGGUCAAUGGCCUGAUCGGCAUGUACUCGACGGACGAGAACCUGGUCCUGUCACCCCUCCUGGGCAACGUCUGCUUCUCCAGCUCCCAGUACAGCAUCUGCUUCACGCUGGGCUCCUUCGCCAAGAUCUACGCCGAUACCUUCGGGGACAUCAAUUACCAGGAGUUCGCCAAGCGGCUCUGGGGCGAUAUCUACUUCAACCCAAAAACGCGUAAGUUCACCAAAAAAGCCCCUACCAGCAGCUCCCAGCGCAGCUUCGUGGAGUUCGUCUUGGAGCCGCUCUACAAGAUCUUGGCCCAGGUGGUGGGCGACGUGGACACCAGCCUCCCGCGGACCCUGGAUGAGCUCGGCAUCCACCUGACCAAAGAGGAGCUGAAGCUGAACAUCCGCCCGCUCCUCAGGCUCGUCUGCAAGAAGUUCUUCGGGGAGUUCACGGGCUUCGUGGACAUGUGCGUGCGGCAUAUCCCCUCCCCCAAGGCCGGCGCCAAGUCGAAAAUCGAGCACACCUACACCGGCGGCAUCGACUCGGACCUGGGGGAGGCCAUGAGCGAGUGCGACCCCGAUGGCCCCCUGAUGUGCCACACGACCAAGAUGUACAGCACGGACGACGGCGUGCAGUUCCACGCCUUCGGCCGGGUGCUGAGCGGGACCAUCCACGCCGGGCAGCCCGUCAAGGUGCUCGGAGAGAACUACACCCUGGAGGACGAAGAGGACUCCCAGAUCUGCACCGUCGGACGCCUGUGGAUCUCCGUGGCCAGGUAUCACAUCGAGGUCAACCGGGUCCCAGCCGGCAACUGGGUGCUCAUCGAGGGGGUGGACCAGCCCAUCGUGAAGACGGCGACCAUCACGGAGCCCCGGGGCAACGAGGAGGCUCAGAUUUUCCGCCCCUUGAAGUUCAACACCACGUCGGUCAUCAAGAUAGCCGUGGAGCCCGUCAACCCCUCGGAGCUGCCCAAGAUGUUGGACGGCCUGCGGAAGGUCAACAAGAGCUACCCGUCGCUCACGACCAAGGUGGAGGAGUCUGGGGAGCACGUGAUCUUGGGCACCGGUGAGCUGUACCUGGACUGUGUAAUGCAUGACUUGCGGAAGAUGUACUCGGAGAUUGACAUCAAGGUGGCCGACCCGGUCGUCACGUUCUGCGAGACGGUGGUGGAGACGUCGUCCCUCAAGUGUUUCGCUGAGACGCCCAACAAGAAGAAUAAGAUCACCAUGAUUGCCGAACCCCUGGAGAAGGGCCUGGCCGAGGACAUUGAGAACGAGGUGGUGCAGAUCACGUGGAACAGGAAGAAGCUGGGCGAGUUCUUCCAGACCAAGUACGACUGGGAUCUGCUGGCCGCCCGGUCCAUCUGGGCCUUCGGCCCCGACGCCACCGGCCCCAACAUCCUGGUGGACGACACGCUGCCCUCGGAGGUGGACAAGGCCCUGCUGGGUUCGGUGAAGGACAGCAUCGUGCAGGGAUUCCAGUGGGGGACCCGGGAGGGUCCCCUCUGCGACGAGCUGAUCCGCAACGUGAAGUUCAAGAUCCUGGACGCGGUGAUCGCCCAGGAGCCGCUUCACCGGGGCGGGGGCCAGAUCAUCCCCACCGCCCGCAGAGUCGUCUACUCCGCCUUCCUCAUGGCCACCCCCCGCCUGAUGGAGCCCUACUACUUCGUGGAGGUACAGGCCCCUGCGGACUGCGUCUCGGCCGUCUACACGGUGCUGGCCCGGCGCAGGGGUCACGUGACUCAGGACGCCCCCAUCCCGGGCUCGCCGCUCUACACCAUCAAAGCCUUCAUCCCGGCCAUCGACUCCUUCGGCUUCGAGACGGACCUCCGCACCCACACGCAGGGCCAGGCCUUCUCCCUCUCCGUCUUCCACCACUGGCAGAUCGUCCCCGGAGACCCCCUGGACAAGAGCAUCGUCAUCCGUCCCCUGGAGCCGCAGCCCGCCCCUCACCUGGCCCGGGAAUUCAUGAUCAAAACGCGGCGCAGGAAGGGCCUGAGCGAGGACGUGAGCAUCAGCAAGUUUUUCGACGACCCCAUGUUGCUGGAACUCGCCAAGCAAGACGUGGUUCUCAACUACCCCAUGUGAGCGGGGCCUCCCCCCGGCCCCCGCCGCCCGAGCCGGCUGGGUCGGGCGGUCUCCCCCGGCCCCCCGACCCCCGUCUCCGCCGCGGGCUCUUCUGGACGGUGAUCCCCCGGAGGACGGCCGGGGCCCUCGGGCUCUGCAUCCUCUGCCUCCCUUCCCGGGGGGCCGAGGGGCGGGGUUUGGGGGGCCUGGCAGGGAGGGGAGCGCGGCCGGAGGCGGAGUACCUGAUCUUAGAGGGCUGGGUCCUCGCCAUUCGCUGUCAUUUUGCAUCUUUUACACGUUGGAGCUGUUUGUCGUCUGUAAAUGAACAGAAUCUUCCGAA